This is a messenger RNA of Akanthomyces muscarius, 744 nucleotides long. RefSeq lists its product as uncharacterized. The transcript has 4 exons. NCBI's taxonomy places the organism in Eukaryota, Fungi, Ascomycota, Sordariomycetes, Hypocreales, Cordycipitaceae. Gene Ontology annotation, molecular function: monooxygenase activity; iron ion binding; oxidoreductase activity, acting on paired donors, with incorporation or reduction of molecular oxygen. The record is from RefSeq and is a predicted model, not a curated record. Bases 1 to 744 code for a protein of 247 amino acids.
AUGGAUUCCAUUAGCAUGGAUAUUACUCCGAUGUUGGCUCGAAUGCCCUCCAACAGUGUUUUAGCUGUAGCUACAGCUCUUUUACUCGUCAUCAUUUCCAUGCUGACGAACAAAAAGACCCGAAAGCCUUUCACAGACACGGAGGGCCGAAAAGCUAAGAUGUUAAAGAAAAACACGCGCUUUUUGCGAUUCUCCCAUGGACCUCAAGUCUCGUUGGCAGGCCGCGAUGUUGCGGGUGACGAUCCCUUUCUCGUUUGGAACGGCCCUCACCAAGAGCUGGUCAUUACCCAGCCAGAACAUCUCAAAGAAUUCUGCCGCAAGGAUGCCAAAGAUCAUACCAAGCCAAGCAACAUGAAUCUUGGGGACGGCUUCGGCCAGCUCCUUGGCGGCGCGGUGGGCGUCCAAGCAGGUAAGAAAUGGACCACCAUGCGCGCGCACUUCGACCCCGAGUUCUCCCGCAAUGCCAGCAUGAGCAUGGUGCCGCUGUACAAUUGUGAGGCCAUCCAGUGGCUCGCGGACCUGGCGAAACCAUCUUCAUCAUCGGUCUCUUCAACGCCACCUGUAGCUGGGGGCUUUGUACGUAACAUUGCCGAAGCGUGCCGUCUGCUGCCGUUUCGUCUUAUUGGUCUGGUCACCUAUGGCGAGACGUUUGAUCAUGAGGUACGACUGAAGCUGCAGGCUACUCAUGGCGCAGUUCCGUUCUUCGCUGACAAUAGCAGCUCUACCAGAAAUUGGUGGACUUGA